This is a messenger RNA of Daphnia magna, 2137 nucleotides long. RefSeq names its product motor neuron and pancreas homeobox protein 1. Gene Ontology annotation, cellular component: nucleus. Bases 1 to 1233 code for a protein of 410 amino acids. Gene Ontology annotation, molecular function: sequence-specific double-stranded DNA binding; DNA-binding transcription factor activity, RNA polymerase II-specific. The record is from RefSeq and is a predicted model, not a curated record. Gene Ontology annotation, biological process: spinal cord motor neuron cell fate specification; neuron projection morphogenesis; central nervous system development. The transcript is spliced from 2 exons. Lineage: Eukaryota; Metazoa; Arthropoda; Branchiopoda; Diplostraca; Daphniidae.
AUGGCGUCCGGCAAGAGCAAGACGUCAUUUUGCAUCGAUUCGUUAUUGGCACAGGACAAACUUCCCAGUAGUGAUUCUAUACCAUCUGCGGCUGGUCAGGCAGCAGCACAUCAACAGCUCAUCGUCAGCAGUUACGGUGAAUCCCUUCGGUUCCGUUCGAAUCUCUUUGGCGGGCUUCAUCACCAUCACUACCCUUCGUUCGAAACAUCGGUUGAAUCUGCAACCAACAAAACAAGUGACUCCAUGCCGGCCGACGGUGAGAAAGAGACGGACGGCCGUCAGAGUAGCGGCAGCAGCACAAAUAAAGAAGACGGCCCCAUCACAGCCAAUGAGCGAGAUGGUGGCCAGCAAAUUGUCCAGCAACCCAACAUUUCAUGUUGGACUCAACCUCAUUCAAUGGCUCGCAUGAUUUACGGCCCACCGACGUCGUCCGGCAGUCAGACAGUUCCGACCACUAACAUUAGCGUCUUGACUUCUUCGUCAUCGUCGACGACAGCAUCCAGUGGCAGUACAAGUCUGGCCAAUUAUCCAGGCCCGUUAUUCACCAGUCCGGCGGCAGCUCUUCACGCCGCAGCGGCUGCGGCAGCCGCGGCCGUCGCCGCUUCCUCACCGACAGCCCAUCAGUUCCAUUCUGCCCAUCUCGAAUGGUUGGCCAGGGCCGGUGUCCUCUACCACCGUUUCGGUGCAGAUCUCUCAGGUAGCGCAGCAGCAACGACGGCUGCAUUGCUGGGCAAAACACGAAGGCCGCGAACGGCUUUCACGAGCCAGCAAUUGCUGGAACUGGAGAACCAGUUCCGGCAGAACAAAUAUCUAUCGAGACCGAAGCGAUUCGAAGUGGCCACAUCGUUGAUGCUGACGGAAACGCAGGUGAAAAUCUGGUUCCAGAAUCGGCGCAUGAAGUGGAAACGGAGUAAAAAAGCUCAGCAGGAACUGCGUUCCGGAAGUCAGCACAAGAACGGCGGAGAGAGCAACAACAAUAACCACAAAUCGCGAACGAGUUCGAGCGGAGGCAUUUCGACCUUGGUCAAUAAAUCCGACGCGCAUCAAUCGGUGCAGUUAAGCAACAAAGAUAUCGACCUGAGCAGCGAUGAUCAAGACAUGGAAGACAGCGAAGAAGAAGAGGAAGAAGAGGUCAAUGUCGACCAGGACGAUCACCAGAUCAUGAUCCGUCCUCCUCCUCCUCCGGCUUUAAUUGGAAGCGACGCCAGCAUGUACCGACCCUAUUACCCAUGAUUAUACCAUCUUUUUAUUAGCAAUUCACCAGCAAACCAUUAAUGGACCGACAUGUUAAACGCAGAUUUUUAGUUGAUUGCCCGACAAGGCGACUGUUGCGACCCAUCUCUUCUUUCCCAUUUUUUUUUUUUUUGUGUGUGGUUUUGUUUUGUUCUUUAUUCUUUCCCCUCUCGGCUCUCGAAUGAUUUAACGCAGACAAUGGAUGCGGACAGACAUCAUCGGUCAUAUAGGCUACCGAGCGGAAAAUCUGCCCUGUCAGAAGGUCCCUCCCGAGAACACACUCACACACACAAAAAAAAAAUAUAAUAACAACAGAAACCACAUAACGAAAACGGCAACAAAACAAGCCGUUGUAAAUCGUCGACUGGAAUAACGCUUGAUGACAAACGAUUGUCGGCGCUCUGUGGCGUCUGCGUGGAGGGGCGGAUCCCACUUUGUCUUAUUGGCUCUCUCCAUCUUUCUAUUCAACAUCUCUCUCUCUUUUCUUUUUUUCAAGAGCAGAUAUCUCUCCUUUCUUUUAUGUACAUCUAUAUAACCAAUUUGGAACCAAAUAAGCCACGGCUUUCUCCCACUCUAUUUUCUAGUUUCUCCAUUUGAAUUUGAAUGUGCAAUUUUCUGAGUUAUUCGAAAACACAAAAAACAAAAAAUCGUUCGUGUAAUCCUUCGACAAAGGAUAUAUAAUUCUCAAACUCGUGUGCUGUACAGAAUAUGACUGCAAUUUGUUGAAACGAUCUUUUUCCCGAUUUUUUUUUUUUAACGCUGUUUUCUAUUCCUUUUCUUUAAAGAUCACAUGUGCGUUCCCUCUUUUCGUCCACUGUUCUCCGUUUUUUUUUAUCUUCAAAUAUAUUUUUUUUUUGUUUGUUCAUGGCUGUGUGUACAUGUCAAUACAUCAUUUCAUUCGUGA